AUGGAUUCCUCGUCCAUCUUCAAACCGUACUGCACCUAUGAAUGCAUACGAGGUGACAAGCAAUCAGUCAUCAAAAAUUCGAUUGGACGGCAACUUCCGUACAUCAUCAACUUCAAAAAUAGCACUUGUCAAGUAUUCGAUGUUGAUUUAGAAAGAAUAACACACGCAUACACUUUCCCUGACGGAUGCAUCCUGAUCGAUGUCGACUAUUUUCCAACGACAGAUGGUCGGUUCGGGUUCUUGAUUGGUGUAGAGGAUAGUAACAUGAUAUGGGGCUCUGAACACUUCAUAGCGGCACUGUCAAUCGUUCCGGAUUCGCCAACUAUGGCAAUCACUGGCUUGAUGGAAAUUCCGAAUAGAAUAACAGUCGUCAAAACUCUUUUCUCAAACGUCGAUAUGAAAGAAGGAAAAGAAAACGGCUCAUUGGGGUUACAUCAUCGUUUGCUCGAAUGGCCUCAUGUUAUUGCUAUUGGAUGCAAAAGUACGAAAUGCUACUUGACGAGUUUGAUGAAAGGAAACACACCAAAAGAGAACUCUACCGUUCAAAUUCCUAAGAAGAGGAUGUUGGAUUUGUUAGCUGGCUUUGUGAACGACGACAUCUUCACCUACUCUUGCGAUGACGGUGCUUACAGAGAGUAUCCCACAAGCGGUGUUUACGUUUCAGCACUGGCGCUCAUGCCACGAAGCCGAACUCUUCUAGUGGGACUGUCAAUGGGUGGUAUUCUUGCGGCCUCAUUGAAUCCAUCGAAUCAAAUGGAAUUGCUGGAAUUGAGGCACGAUCGACUGAUUCAUGAAAUUGCACCAAUGGAGCCCGAAGACGAUCCGGAUAAGUAUGAAUAUUUCAUCGCCGCCGUCGAUCGUUCGUCCAAUCACUCAAUCAUGAUUCAAUUAUGGCGUGGUUCGUUCAUCAAAGACGGAGUAGUAGAUUCUGAAAAGUACAAUGGUGUUAAAUUCCAUGUAACUCUUGAACACAAAAUUCGAUUUGGAGAGCGUUGGUUGUCCGUAAAAACUAUCGUCUCCGAGAGAGGUAGCUCGGAUGGGUUGGUUCAAAGACGACGGAACGAUAGUUCUAUGGAUUGCUCAGUUCUCAACACUACGCAAAAUUUCGGAUGUACUUCCAACCGUAGCAACGUUUUUCUGGCUUAUGAAAGGUUAGCUGCUCAAACCAGUUCCACGGGAUUACCGACUUUCGUCGUUGAAGCAUCAAUUUUUGAUAUCGACGCAUGGUAUUACAAAAGAGUUCCUGGGAGAGUAGUACCGGAUAAUUCGGUUCUCAGACAAUGCCCAUUCAUGUCAUGCAUUCGAUCGGAAAUCUCUUCAUUACAUGUCAAUGAUAUUGGGAUUCUCACACUGGAUUCGACAAGCAUGUCUCGAUUCAAUAGUAUGAUCUCAGACGCUGAUCAGCUAUUUUAUCCAUCUUCAAUGUCCUAUGGUCUCGUUUUCGUCGCUGAGAACAAUCGCAUAAGUUGGAUGAAAAUUCAGAGCAUUCAAGAAACGAUUCUUGAAAAAUGCUCCGAAAAGCUUCCAUGGAUUAUUCGAUCUCCAGAGUUGAUGGCCUCACACAUCAUUGCUGCCGGACUCAUUCGAAAGAGUAUAUUGACAGGAUCUCCAAACGCAAGCGCUUCUGAAUCGAUUGGUGAUGAUCAAACAAUGCCAAUGAAUAUUCGUGUGGUUCUCAAUGCUAUGAUGUAUUACGGAAAGAUUGAAGAGUUCACUGGUCUCAUCAAAAAAACGGAUUUGAGCGACAAAAUCAAAAUCGAGGUGGCAGAUUGGGCAUUUUUCGAAGCAGUCGAUUACAAAAGAAUAAUUUCUGACCGAACUGUUUCGCUAUUCCAAGGAAGCACUUGUUCACUUUCUCCACUGGCCGAAGAAACCGUAAACCAGGGAAUCAAGUUAUUCCGAAUAGUUUAUGAGUAUAUCAAAAGCUGUAGUAUCCGCGUUGCUGAUGCAGCCCGUCUCCGAAGCGUGGCUCAUUCUGUGAAGUGCAUGCUCAAUCACACCAAACUCGUCAGUCGAUUCAUUAACGUUGGAAUAGUGCCAGUGAACCAUCAAGAUCAACAAAGCAUGCGGCAGAUGCAUGAACAAAGAAAACGUUCAGCUCUCAUCAAUAGAACAGCUCUCCCUGUCCAAGUGGCUGUGAGGAAUAUGCACCGAUUGGCUUCAGGAGCUCAGUUUUGGAAUGAUUCACCGCAUGAUAAUUGGUAUCCACCGACACCGUUAGAUCUUCUCGAAUCCGUUCUCAAUCUCGCUAUUCCGGAACGAAUUAAACGAGAAGUUGUCAUUCAGUAUAUCUAUGAUUGGCUUCGUGCUAAUCCGUACCAUUCAGAGAAAACGGAUAAUCAGCUAGCUCUUGAAAUUAUCAAAGUAAUGACCAACCAAAUGCUUGAAGUGGAUUUGGAGAAAAUUUACUUUGCAAUGGAUCAAGAGAAAUCAGUCCUGAAGGAAAAUGCCAAGGAGCGGUCAUCUGAGAAGAUAUCGGACAAGAACAUAUUUUCAAUGGAUGAAGAAGGAAUCACAUAUGAACAACUGUGGCGUGGAGAGGCAUACAUGUCUGCAACAGUCAAACAAACUGAUAUCGAAAAAUUCAAGCAGAGAAUGAAUUCUCAAAGUGAAAAGGAUAAAAAAGUUCCCACAUUCGACCCCGAGACGGAAAAGUUCUAUCAAGCUUUCUUGUUCGAAAACCAAAGAUAUGAUCUAAUGUCUUCCGAAGCAAUUGAAUCACAUCAAUUACUGAGCAAUUUCAUUCCUGCAACAAUACAUAAAAACAAAAAAACUGCGUCGCAAAAAAGUUCGAAAGAAAGAGAAAUCGAGCGAUCCGUAAAGGAAAUGUUCGAAAAACAGCAAAAGAAAGACGAGGAAAGUAUGCCGGAGAUGUUUGCUACAGUCGAUAAGAAUGGGAGAAAGAGGAGAUCAGAAGCCAACGAAAUGGGGACUAGUCCAACCACGUUUGUUCCACCUGUUAGUUUGUUCAUGCAUCCAAAUUUAAUAAAAACCGCCAAACGUAUCCAACAAAGGGAACCGGAAAAAGUUCAAGAAAAUGAGAACCAUGAACCAGAAACAUCCGCGAAGAACUGUACUUUGAGUCAAAUGAUCGCUACGCCUGCUCGUUACUACAAACGUCCAGUGGAGCCAAUAGAUAUGGCUUCACCAACUGAAACUCAGAAGUUACCUAUUCUGCCAAAACAAAAUAGUAUUCUGAAAACAGCAAAAGCGUUGCAAUCACCUAGUCGAGGGCGUAUCCGUUUUCAUGCAAGUGUCAGAAAAGGGAUAAACGAUAGUAUUGAGGCAGUCGAAGAUGAGCCAAAUGAUUUAGAGGAAAAUCCAUCGGAGACACCCAAGAUUAACUUUGCGAUUAUUGAAGACGAUGAAGAGGCGGAUACGCUUACUGUGAGGAGAUCCCGAAGCAUUUCAAAACCUAAUGAGACGGAAAAAGUAGAGGCGGAGCUAUUCGAAGUACUGGACGAGCUCAAAGAGCAAACUUUGGAAGCUCAAAUGGACGAAGAAGAAUCACACGCCAGCACUGUCAUAAGGGAGAAACAGAUGGAUCAAGAUACAGUUGACAAAGUUUCACCAAGUGAGAUACAAGUCCAAAACGCCCAACUGCAAAAUAUCAACGCGGACAUCGUUCCAGGCGAAGUCGUUGAAUCAGUUGAAAUGGAAUAUGGGGAACCAGAGUGGGAUGGAAUUGAACGUAGUUUCGAAGUUCAAAAAGACGAAGAUUGUGAAUUAUCUAGCCCACUGAAACUUCCUAGCUUUGAAGAGGAUACCGCUGCUGUUGAAAUGGAAACAGAUCCAGCACAGGAUAUUGCUCUCGAUAGAACAUUUGAGGUUCAAGAAGAUGAGGAAACACAUCCUCUUGGUGAUGCUGAACUUUCCUAUGAUUCAAAUACGUUUGUCGUGAGGAGAGAUGAGGAAUCAGUGGUUCAAAAGCCAUCAUCAGAAAAUGCCGAAGAUGUGGAGCGUCCACCAUCUGCUAAUACUCGUUCAAAAGUUCGUUCGAGAGAAGUCCAAUCUCGAUCAGUGACGCCGGUAGAUGUUGGAAACGAAACCUCUGGAACAAAAAGCGCUGUGGACAAUGAUCAAGUUUCACCUGAAAAACCAAAGACCAAAGGGAAGUCUCUAUCGAGGAGUAGCUCUGUGACACGAUCUUCAUCCAGGACAAGAACUCGAUGUAAUACAGAAAAUGAGCAAAAACAGGAAGACGAAACUACUAAAACCCUGUCAACUGGUCGUAUAACUCGCUCACGGACUAAUUCUCGUAGUCAAACUCCUGCGAGACAACCCGACAAGAUAGCUACAUCGGUACAUCAGCCAUCAAGUGAAACAACAACGGCGACUAAUGGAGAGAAUAGUAACAACGCUAUAGCGACACCUUCAAAACGUGGUACAAGAAGAACUCCGGCACGCUCUAGUUCAGUUGCUCCCGAAUCAGCUACUCCAAAUGUAUCUGCGAAGAAGCCAACACGCGUGGUUUCUGCUCCCACAACUCCGCGCCGUGCGGGAAAACCUGCAGUAGUAGAAUCGGGAAGUGUCCAGUCUGCAACCAAAAAAUCUGCGGUAACUAAAAACAUUACGCGUCUCCCUGUGGUGCCAGAAGAGACUUCCAGCGAGGAACCUGCUAAAAGAUCGCGUGGACGUUCUCGUACAGCUACAUUGAAAGCGAUUCCGGAAAGUGGAGAAGGAGAGCAAGCUAUGACAACUCCUAAACGCGGUCGCCCGCGUAACAAUAGUACUUCUUCUGCAACUGCAGCAUCGAGUUCAGCUCCAACAACUCCAAAACGAGGCAGGAAACCAGCGGCGGCAGUACCAACUCUCGAAGAAGUGACAGAAGAGCCAGAGCAGGAGCAAUCAAAUUCCGUUCGUCGAUCAGCACGUCGUCUACAACAGAAGCCGUGA
Molecule: messenger RNA, 4896 nt
Organism: Caenorhabditis briggsae
Lineage: Eukaryota; Metazoa; Nematoda; Chromadorea; Rhabditida; Rhabditidae
Exons: 11
Coding region: 1-4896 (1631 amino acids)
Source: RefSeq, a predicted model, not a curated record